UUGAGAUUGCAUCAGAAAUUUUUCUUUAUCUUUUUAGAAAACAUUAAACCAAACUCAUGACGUUCCAGUUAAGUUUAUUAAAACAACUAAUCAAUAUCUACAUAUGAUCACUCUCACCUGUGGAUAUACAUUAUUAAUCAGAUGUACAUGCAUGUUUCAAAUUAUUUGCAAAUGACUUGUGAAAAAAAUUCAUAGGUAUGUAAUACGCCGUAUUCGGUUGAUUUGGAACAAGUUUUGAUUAAUGUAGUUUCAUUUACAAAUAAAAAAAGAAUUUACGAUAUUUUUGAUAUAUCCACAUUUCGAUAUCCCUUCUUUUACUUUUUUAAAUCUAUGCAGACUUCAAUUGUAGCAUACAUACUACAUUCAUUUAAUUAUAUACAAAUGUCUUGUUGUGGAUAAUUAUACGGAACAAAAAGUUGAAAGUAGAAAUUUAUAUAACAUCAAAAAGAACAAUUACAAAAUGGAUCAAAAAGUACAGAAUAUUAUUGAACUCCGAGAUAAAUUUUUUAAAAAAUUAGAUGACGAGGGACCACCCAAUUCGCGAAAUUUUCAUUCUGCAGACAUUGAUAAAAUUAAAUCGACUGAUAAAUGGUUACAACGGUUUUUAGAACAUAAUGAAUUUAAUGUUCAGGAAGCAUUAAAAAUGUUGUGGGAUACUUGUGAAUGGAGAAAAAAUUUUGGCACUAACGAUAUUACUGAAAAUAAUGUUAGAAAGGAAUAUUUAGAAGCUGGAAUCUGCUUUGUUUUUGGAAAAGAUAAAGAUGGAAAAAGACUUUUUAUCAUUAAAUCAAAAUUACAUACAAAAAAUGCAAGAGAUUUUUUAGAACUACAAAAAUGUAUUGUUUAUUGGUUUGAAAGACUAGAAAGAGAAGGAAAUGGAGAUCAAAUAUCAUUAUUUUUUGAUAUGGUGGAUGCUGGAAUGUCAAAUUUAGAUAUGGAUCUAACAAGAUUUUUAAUAGGUUUAUUUAAAAAUUAUUAUCCAAAUUUUUUAAAUUAUAUUAUUAUACUUGAAAUGCCUUGGGCACUUAAUGCUGCAUUUAGUAUAAUUAAAUCCUGGUUGCCUCCAAAAGCAAUUCCAAAAAUAAAAUUUGUCAAAAAAUCUACAUUAAAAGACUUCAUUGAACCUAAAUCAGCAUUAAAAUGUUGGGGAGAUAAAAACGAUUAUACUUUUUUAUUUGUCAGUGAACCACAAUCCAUCAAUCUUUCUAAUGAAAAACCAGAAAAUAGAAAGGUUCAUUUUAUUGGAAAUUCAUGUUCAACUGAUAUGCCUGUUACUAAUUUUGGAGAUCAAACAAAAACUGAAGAUGACAUUUUAAUUAUAGAGCCAAAUAUAUUAACGUUUAGUAAACAUGGAACUGAAGUUAUUGGAACAAUAUCAUUAACAAAUCCAAUGUCUGAACAACAUUUGUCUUAUAAAAUAAAAACUACUUCUCGAGAUAAAUUUAAGGUGCGUCCAAGUACAGGAAUUUUAUUAGCAACUCAAAAAGCCACUGUAACAAUUACUUUACAAACUAGUUGUAGUUCUCAAAGUGUCUUAGGAAAUGAUAGAUUUCUUAUUAUGUGUCUUCCUAUUGAAAAUACAAAAAUUUUAGCUUCGGAAUUAAUUGAUUUUUGGAAGAGUAAUGAAUCAACUGCAAAGCAAUACAGAUUAAUCUGCCGUGACGGAAAUGAAAAUUUAUGUGAUCAAAAAUCAAAUACGCUUUAUUAUGGCAAUGGUUCCAGUUCCAAAACAUCAAUCAACUUAUUAUUCUCAAGGAUCUCUGAAAUAGAAGAAAGACAUAUAAGUCUUCAAAAGGAUAUUACCUUAUUAAAGUAUUUUUUAUUGAUCUCUAUAACUGCAAUACUUACACUAUUAUUUUGGAUUAUUAUUUCUUUUAAUACAAAUUUUUAUAAUUCUAUCAAAGAAGAAACUUGCACUAUAGACAACAAAAUUUUAGUGAAACAUGAUGAAAUUUAGUUCUAGAAAAAGAUGUAGACUACAGUCAUAAAAUAAGAAAAUUUAAAUUUUUCAAGAA
Molecule: messenger RNA, 2015 nt
Organism: Ceratosolen solmsi marchali
Lineage: Eukaryota; Metazoa; Arthropoda; Insecta; Hymenoptera; Agaonidae
Product: motile sperm domain-containing protein 2
Exons: 9
Coding region: 461-1957 (498 amino acids)
Cellular component (GO): endoplasmic reticulum-endosome membrane contact site; endomembrane system
Source: RefSeq, a predicted model, not a curated record